CAAUUUACCCAGAACUACAACAACUAAGUGCAGUCGGAAAACUUAAGAGAAUCGUGUAAUAUAUUAAUACUAUUAUAAUAAAUACAACUGCGCAAUGUACUGGAAAAUGUGGUUUGGAACCUUAAGUGUGGGGCUGAUGGUUCUUUCGAUUUGUCCACAAUGUGCUGCAUACAGAAUACCAAAUGUGGAUCUGGUACUGUUGAAUGAACUGGGCUUCGAAGUCUCCAUACCAGACGAAUCGGGCAUGCAACGUGUCUUCUACAUGCUGCAAGUGGACGACAUUUGUCCGGCAUUGAUGGACUACAUCACCGAAGUGAGCAAUGGCAGUUGGGUGACCAGACAGAAGACCGUACUGCACAACAACGAUAAGCUGCAGAUAUCGGUCCUGGUGCAAUACAACGACGUCAUCUACGAGAAGAGCGAGACACGCGUCAUACUCAAUGACCGCUUGCUGUCCACUCGACACAGCAUCUCGCGCAGCAUAGAUCAGCUUAUUGGACAAGAGCAGUGCCAAGCGAUUGUCGCCGCGGAUCAAUCGCCUUGCAAGCCAUCACAGAGCAUUGUUGCCAAUCAACAAAGCAUCUGUCAGGGUGAACUGUUGUUCGAGGAUAACUUUGAUGGGACACAGUUGAAUGUCAGUGUUUGGACACACGAUGUGCGACAGCGGAUGUAUCAUGCCGAUGAGGAGCUGGUAGCGUUUGAUAAUGCUACACGGAACUCAUACGUAAAGGAUGGACGUCUCUACAUUGUGCCCACAGUCGCAACUGACGUGACAACGGGCGCCUUUCGUUUGGGCGAUCGUUGUACGGCUGUGGACACUCCGGAUGUGGAGUGCAACAUUGCGCAGGGCAGCUUUUAUAAGAUUAAACCACCAGUUUAUUCGGCACAGUUACAUACGCGCAAUUCCUUUAGCUUUAAAUAUGGUAAAGUUGUAGUGCGUGCCAAGCUGCCAAAAGGGGAUUGGCUAUUUCCAUAUAUUAUGCUGCAGCCAGUUUCUACGCAUGCGGAAACGCAUUAUGCCAAUCAAUUGCGCAUUGCACAGGCUCGUGGUAAUGCUAACUUGCGCAGCAAUAAACAGGAAGAUAUCUCGGGCAAUCGUGUAUAUGGCGGUAUGAUUGUUUGGCAGCAUGGUACUGCGCUUGAAUUCCUGUCGAAUCAUUUGAGUAAACAGCAUUAUGGUGAUGAAUUUCACAACUAUACAAUGAUCUGGCAUCGUGAUAAACUGACACUUAUGGUCGACGACGAAAUCUAUGGAGAACUUUAUGAUGGAUUACCUUUUUUUAACGAGAGAAGUUUUAUUAUUUUUGGCGUUACCGUUGGGGGCUUUCUUAACUUUGAUGACAGUUUACUUCCUAAAGAUGUCAAACCCUACAAAAAUCGAGAGCCGCGUGCUGCGCUUUCAUUUUGGCAACAUCGCGACGUCUGGGCGUCCACUUGGAGUAAACACAGCGCAAUGAUAAUCGAUUAUGUGCGCGUUUCUGCGGAGUAG
Messenger RNA from Drosophila nasuta, 1489 nucleotides. RefSeq names its product gram-negative bacteria-binding protein 2-like. NCBI's taxonomy places the organism in Eukaryota, Metazoa, Arthropoda, Insecta, Diptera, Drosophilidae. Gene Ontology annotation, molecular function: hydrolase activity, hydrolyzing O-glycosyl compounds; carbohydrate binding. The record is from RefSeq and is a predicted model, not a curated record. Gene Ontology annotation, biological process: carbohydrate metabolic process.